AUGGACAAACGCCUGCUCUCCCGCGAAGACGAAGCCGCAACCGACACGCAGGUGACGCGAGCGGACCAGGACAGGAUCAACCGCUUCUCCACGCUUCACCAGAAGCAAGGGCUGCUUCGCGAGGAGCUUGAGGCCAAACACCAAGAGAAGGAGUACCUGACGGACGUAACCUCGGAGCUCGAGCUCGCGGACGAAGACGAGCUAGUGCCGUACAAGAUCGGCGACUCGUUCCUGCACCUGCCGCUCGAGGAGGUGCAGCAGCUGCUGGAAAAGAGCACGGAGCGCAUCGAGAAAGAGAUUGGUGCGAUUGAGGAGAGGAUCAGCAAACAUCGGGAGACGAUGGAGGAGCUGAAGGUCGAGCUGUACGCGAAGUUUGGGAAGGCAAUAAAUCUCGAUGUAUAG
Molecule: messenger RNA, 402 nt
Organism: Tricharina praecox
Lineage: Eukaryota; Fungi; Ascomycota; Pezizomycetes; Pezizales; Pyronemataceae
Product: Prefoldin subunit-domain-containing protein
Exons: 3
Coding region: 1-402 (133 amino acids)
Biological process (GO): protein folding
Cellular component (GO): cytoplasm; prefoldin complex
Source: RefSeq, a predicted model, not a curated record